Molecule: messenger RNA, 4098 nt
Organism: Eleginops maclovinus (Patagonian blennie)
Lineage: Eukaryota; Metazoa; Chordata; Actinopteri; Perciformes; Eleginopidae
Gene: atxn7l3a
Product: ataxin 7 like 3a
Exons: 14
Coding region: 334-1518 (394 amino acids)
Biological process (GO): positive regulation of DNA-templated transcription; regulation of transcription by RNA polymerase II
Cellular component (GO): DUBm complex; SAGA complex
Molecular function (GO): transcription coactivator activity
Source: RefSeq, a predicted model, not a curated record
CAGUUGUUUUGUUGUUUAGUUCUUCGUUGUUGGCCUCCUCUGUGUCAAGCGGGCUUGUAGUGUUAAUUUAACUGACACCUGCGACAUCAAACAUUUUAAGUAAAGAAUUUCCUUUAACCGGCGAUAAGAAGAUGGACGUAGCUGAAGUGCAGGUUUCUUAUUAACAUAUAUUUCUGUGGGUUGACAGUGACUGACACAGAGAUGUUGCUACCCUCGGAGAAACUGCCUGUUUCAGGCUAAGAUUGAAGACAUAUCUGCAACAAUUGUUGACAUCUCUUUCUAAAGUCAGCAUCCAAUUACCUUGCUAUCAAGAUUUCCCAUACAGAUUUUCAAAUGAAAAUGGAGGAUAUGCCCCUGUCAGGCCCAGACAACACCAGGCUGGAAGCCUUGGUCCAUGACAUCUACUCUGAGCUAGUGGAAGAUGCCUGUUUGGGCCUGUGUUUCGAGGUGCAUCGUGCUGUGAAACAGGGUUAUUUUUUCUUGGAUGAAACGGACCAAGAGAGCAUGAAGGAGUUUGAAAUUGUGGAUCAGCCAGGUGUUGACAUAUUUGGCCAAGUGUACAAUCAGUGGAAAAACAAAGAGUGCGAGUGCCCAAACUGCAAAAGAUUGAUAGCAGCUUCUCGCUUCGCCCCGCAUUUGGAGAAAUGUCUCGGCAUGGGACGCAACAGCAGUCGCAUCGCAAACCGCAGGCUGGCAAGCAAUAAUAACAUGAGCAAAUCAGAGAGUGAUCAGGAAGACAACGAUGAUCUCAAUGAUAAUGACUGGUCGUAUGGGGCAGAAAAAAAAGCCAAGAAGAGAAAGUCCGAUAAGAGUCAAAAUUCUCCAAGAAGAUCCAAAUCGCUAAAACAUAAAAACGGUGAACUUGGGAGCGGCGUCAGUACAGAGCCUUACAAGUACAACUACAAUACCGGCAUCAGUUAUGAAACUUUAGGCCCUGAUGAGGUCAGAUCCCUUUUAACAACGCAAUGUGGGGUGAUCUCCGAGCACACCAAGAAGAUGUGUACCAGGUCUCAGCGAUGUCCCCAACACACGGACGAACAGAGGAGGGCCGUCAGGGUGUUCCUCCUGGGCCCGUCCGCGCCAUCGCUGCCUGAUGCCGACACCGCGGUGGAGAGCGACAAUUUUGACAUUCCUGACGGACAGACCCUGGUGAGCCGCCUGCAGUGGGAGGACUCCCCCGAUAUUUCACCCACUGACUCAGCCUCAUCUAAAGCCAGCACCAACCAUUCAGAUUCUAAGAGGCCUAAGAAAAAGAAAAGGACUUCUCUCAGUUUGAACAGCGGAGUAGUAGGAGUUGGAGGCGGAGGAUUGGGAGGAGUGGGAGGAGGAGGAGGAGGGGGAGGGGGAGGAGGAGGAUUAGGAUUAGGAGGAGGAGGAGGAGGAGGAGGAGCGAGUCUGACUGGAGGAGGUGGUGGCAGCAGCAGCAGCUCUCAGAGUAAUAUCAGUUUAUCGACCAAAAAAAAGAGGCCAAAGCUCUCAGCACCCUCUAUCGCCAGUAUCUAUGAUGACCUGAACUAGCAUAGCCUCUCUUUGUCAGAGUAUUUAUUCCUGCUGUUCAUACCUACAUUAACAGACCUACUACAGGGAAGUCAUGUGGUUUAUUGACAACAAAAAAGGAAGAAUAUAAAAGAAUAUUUGAGAUUUGUUCCCGGAUUUUUCUCUCAUAAAACAGCUACAGGAGUGUCCACAGUUUUGACGGUACAGUUUUAACAUAUCUAAGAGGUUUUUCCUCCAAAUGACUCCCUCGCCACACUCUGUGUCUAAACCUGUCAGCUACAGUACAAUUUACAAAUAAAGUAGUGCAAUAUUUAUAUACAAUAUACUUUUAUUAUAUGUAUAUAAUAUACUUGUAAUGUAAACAGUAUGUACUUUUUUCACGGGAGGUAUUUUGACAUGAUAUAUCAGGAUAACCACAGGGGUAAUAAUAAUGAAUGGCUGCAACUUAUUUCACGUCCCUGCUGCUGUAUUCUUGCUUACUGACAGGGUUUACUUAUAAACAUAGCUUUGGUAACACCACUAAUUAAACCUAUGCUUUUUCUGCUAUUCAUUGUCAAAACAUUUGCUGUGAAAAGUCGCAUUAGGAGUCUUAAAUUGUCCCCCCUUAGCUGUAGUCAGUCAGCAAUGAUUUUGGUUGGCCCUCAAUUUGUCUUUCUCAAACUUCAUAUACUUUGUCGUUGUUGGCAAUUCUGUGACCUUCUGAUAUUGAAAAAAAAACAAACUCUUUGUGGAGGAGACUUAAUGAGCUCGACUGCUUUAUUUCCAGCAUUCGACACAGGACUUUUCAUCAGUGGCUUUUUAAUUCUAGCAUUGUAUUGCACAGUUGUGAGUGUGUCUGUAAGCUGACUCGCAGUCAGUUUGAACGCUUUUUUUCACGUAGUGUUUGUAUGUGUGGUAAUAGUGCGUGUGUGUGUGUGAUCAUUUAUAUUUUUAUAAAACUAUGCAUCCUAGAAUGUGACAUUUCUGAGAUAGUGCGUGUGCCAUUUUUAAUAUUUAACUUUGUUUACAUCAAAAAUAUAUUUAAGUUUUUGUUUGUCACUGCCUGUUCAGUGAUGUGUAUAUUAUUUGUGUGCUAAUGCAGAUUUUGAUAUUUCUUGAGCCAUGAGACUUCUGGGGCACAUGUACAGUACGUGUAUGUAUGACACGAGAUGGAAAAGUAAUCAUGACGACGUAACUUUAUUUCUUUCCUUUAAAAAAGAAAAGUGUAUAUUUUCACUUGUUAGAGAUCAGGUUCAUUAAGUGAUGCAGUUUUGUUUGUCAUUCAGGAUCAUGAUUAAUAAGUCUGAGACAAUAUCAUUUCUAAAGUUGUAAGAUAAAAGAGGUCAGAUGCACUAUUUUACUAAUCUUGUACUUUUCACAGUUGAUAUUUUAAAGAGGCUUUCUUUAUGUGUGUGUCUUAUUCUUAAACCCAAAGGCUUUACAGUUUCUGAAAUUAUUUUAGUCAGAAGUGCACAGUUGAGCAGAAGGAUGUAUUUUGUUUGUAUAUAUAUGGACAUCAAUGCUGCAAAACUAAGGGACUGUACGAAAAAUUACUUCAGGGUGGAGGAGGGUUAAGCUGCCAGUGUACAUCACACUGUUGGAUAGUUGGAUAACCUAGAAAUGCGCCGAAUUUCUGUUAUUUCCCAAAGCUGACCGUUAUACCCACUUCAAAGUGAUUAGUGAGCUGGUGUGGAAGUUAGAGGAGCCAGAGUUCGACCUCCUCUCUCAGAAGCACCUUUUUUAACUAUUUCUGUCAGUGUGACACCUUCCAGGGGAGACAGCCUCAAAAAAUAAAUGCCGAUAUUGAGUGAUACAGCGUCUCACUUUUCUCCAUAACGCCUGUAAAUGGGGUCCAUUUUGAACGAGCAUGAAUACUGUUUUCACAUUGUAUAACUUCCUUUUCAAGAAAAGCUUUCUCUAAAUUUGAUUAAUUUAAUUUCAUUCCUCUGGUUAUAUGUAUUAUUUGAGGAAAAGAAGAAGUACUUCAUGGAUCAUAAAGAUGCACUUUGUUGUGAUUCCUCGUCAGGAUCAACUUGCUAGAAGGACCAAUAACUCCGUUUUAAUAACAGGAACGAUAAUAGUGCUGGCCGAGUCUGAUUCACUGAUUUGGUGGCUCAAAUGAACCGCCCCCCCCCCCCCCCCCCCCCAACCACUUGAGUAUUUUUCAUACAGUCCCUAAAGCCAAGUACUUUCAUUUUUCUCAAAUGCAUUGAACGUGACAAUCUGUCAAAGCUUGGUUUCAUUUCCAGUAUGGUUACUCCUUUCUGUUUCUGUUAUGGUCUGUGGAAAGCUUUUGAAUAUUUUUCAGUAAAGUCUUGUGACGUGCACUAAAGAUAAAUGAACUGUAGUGAUUUAAAUUCUUAAGCCACUUUUUCUUGGAUGCGGCAAACAACCGUUGUUGUCCAGUGGCUCUUUCUGUAUCUGUGUGCGAGUGCAAUUACAAAGAACGUGAUGUUGUGAGUUUCCAAAAAAUGCUCAUGCAUAAGCACGGACCUGUGCAUGUGUGGAUGGCUUGUACAUGAUUACAAUCUGAUCAGUUUUGUCACUUUAAUGCAUACUGGUGUUUGUAUAUAAAUAAAUAAAACACAACCCAGAGGCUUACUUCUUUAGCCUACAAAGAAA